Stylophora pistillata is the source of this 1389-nucleotide messenger RNA. RefSeq names its product zinc finger protein 501-like. The record is from RefSeq and is a predicted model, not a curated record. NCBI's taxonomy places the organism in Eukaryota, Metazoa, Cnidaria, Anthozoa, Scleractinia, Pocilloporidae.
AUGCUUUUCCGCUAUGGGUUGAACAUUUUCAAAUACAAAACUAUUGUGAGAAGUGGUAAGUUAAGUCAUUUCGUGAAUGGGCACGAUGAAAGCCAAAGCAACUGGAUGCGAUUUGUAAAUUGCUCUCGCUGCGAGGACGAGCAGAAUAUGGUGGCUUUUCAGUUUAGAGGCGAGAUCUACUACCGUACGUACAAAUCAAUCAAUCCAGGUGAAGAACUGUUGGUAUGGUAUGGAGAAAGCUACGCCAGAGACCUGGGUAUAUCACUUGUUGAUGAUCAGGAUCGAAGCAGUACAAAAAGUGUUAUCGACUCAUGUGAUGGUUGUGGAAAGAUGUUUACUUCCAUAAACUUUCUUCUCAGACACAAGAAACAUUACUGUUCAAUAAGAACUGAGACAAGAAUCUGGCAAUGUAAUAUUUGUGAGAAGAAAUUUACUUCAUUGGAUCAUUUUAACAGACAUAUCAGUUUUCACGUUAAUGAGCAGCAAAAUCCGUCCAAAAAGUCGUUCCCUAAAAACAAGUACCUUUGGACCGACAAGGGUAAAAGUUCACACAAGCGUUCACAAAGUGACAAGUCGUUAAACCAUUCUAGCGCUCUGACAAUGCACCACCAUACUCAGAGAGGUGAAAAGCUACACAAGUGUACACAAUGUGGCGAGUCGUUUCAACAAUCUGGUCACCUGACCAAGCACCUCUGCACUCACACAGGUGAGAAGCAAUAUCAGUGUACACAAUGUUGCAAGUCCUUUAGCAACUCGUGUGACCUGACCAAGCACCUCCGCACUCACACAGGUGAAAAGCCAUAUCAGUGUACACAAUGUUGCAAGUCGUUUAGCAACUCGAGUGACCUGACCAAGCACCUCCGCACUCACACAGGUGAAAAGCCAUAUCAGUGUGCGUCAUAGGGCAAGUCGUUUAAACGAUCUGGUCACCUGACCAUUCACCUCCACACUCACACAGGUGAAAAGCCUUAGCAAUGUACACAAUGUGACAAGUUGUUCAGGCACUCGAGUGGCCUGACCAAGCACCUCCAUACUCACACAGGGCAAAAGCCAUACCAGUGUACACAAUAUUGUGGCAAGUCGUUUAACCGCUCUAGUAGCCUUACCGUGCACCCCCGUACUCACACAGGUUAAAAGCCGUAUCAGUGUGCACAAUGUAACAAAUCGUUUUAACAGUCUUGUCACCUGACUAUGCACUUCCGUACUCACGCAGGUGAAAAGCCCUUUCCGUGUACACCAUAGGGCAAGUCGUUUAACCAGUCUUGUCACGUUACUAAGCAUCUCCGUGCUUACGCAGGGGAAAAGCUAUAUCAGUAUACACCAUAGGGCAAGUCGUUUAACCAGUCUUGUCACGUUACCAAACAUCUCCGUACUCAUCACACAGUUUAG